GUUUUGGCAGAUGGUUUCACUCUGACGUCAGAUUACCAUGGUGACCAGCUGAAUAGGGAAAAGAUGGCUGCCGGGCCGGGAGGUGGAGGGCCAAUAGAUCUUCGGGGUUGCUCGGCCUGGUUGCUCACACUCGGAGCUUUUUUUCUGUUGUCGUUUCGCUAUGCAGGAGCCGCUAACUGCAGGCACAGGGCCCCAGCCCCGGAUGAGGUGGUGUAUAAAGUUCCACAAAAAUCCAAUCACAUAUUGAAGAGACACGUUUCCCCGCAACUGAGAGUGAAGACGGUUUAUGAUAAAAGCAUCGAGAGCCUUACCCCCGAAAAGAGAAGACUCGUGAAGAACCAACUUUUCCCACAAGCAAUUUCCUAUCUGCAAAUGACCUUUCAGGUUCGGAAGCCUAGCAGCUCUAUUCUGCUCAGCAGGCAAUGUGCAACCAAUCAGUAUCUGAAGAAGAGAGAUGAUCCCCGUAGAUACUGUCAUGGCACCUGUUCAGAGUACACACGUUGUGGCCCUGUCAUUGUACCAGAAGAACAUCUACAGCAAUGCAUGGUGUGUAGUGAAGCCCAGUGGCACUGUGGCCCUUCAGGAGCCUCAGAUGGCAGAGGAAUUCAGGAUACUGACUUUGUACUGUAUGUCAGUGCAAUGACCACUGAGAGAUGCAGCCAGGAGAACAUUGUGGCGUAUGCUGCUUACUGCCAGCUGGAGUCUGAAAUGGACAGGCCCAUAGCUGGUUAUGCCAACUUAUGCCCAAACAUGAUUUCCACCCAUCCCCAGGAAUUUGUGGGCAUGCUAUCCACAGUUAAACAUGAGAUCAUCCAUGCCUUGGGGUUUUCUGCUGGGCUCUUUGCCUUUUACUAUGAUGAUGAUGGGAUGCCGCUGACAAAGAGAUACAUCAAUGGCCUCCCAUUCUUCAAUGAGAGCCGUGGAUUCUACCAGUGGAGUGACAAAGUGGUUAGGAUGGUACAGAGAGUUUGGGACGUUCGUGGCCAGAAAACUCUUCACCACAAUGUUUUUCUCCUGGUCACACCCAGAGUUACAGAGGAAGCACGGAGGCACUUUGACUGCCCUGUUCUGGAGGGUAUGGAGCUAGAGAACCAAGGUGGCAUUGGCACAGAACUGAACCACUGGGAGAAACGCUUAUUGGAGAAUGAAGCAAUGACUGGGUCUCACACACAGAACAGGGUGUUCUCCAGAAUAACGUUGGCACUAAUGGAAGACACAGGGUGGUACAGAGCCAAUUACAGUAUGGCUGAAAGACUCGACUGGGGCCGUGGGAAAGGCUGUGAUUUUGCCAUGAAAAGCUGCAAAUAUUGGAUUGACAAACUCAAGAAAGAGAACCAGAAUUUGAGUCCAUUUUGUGACACUGUGCGGAGCAACCCCCUACAACUCACCUGCAGGCAGGACCAGAAGGCUGUGGCCAUAUGUAACCUGCAGAGGUUUUCCACCCCAUUACCCCAAGAAUACCAGUACUUUGAUCAUAUCCCUGGGGUGUUGACAGACGACUUGCCUUUCUAUGGUGGGGCUGUGGAAAUUGCAGACUUUUGCCCCUUUGCACAGGAGUUCCGCUGGCAUCAAAGUGGGGAGUUUCAACGCAGCUCCGACUGCAGAGCAUCUGAGAACCAACCAGCCUCCUCUAAGAAUUACGGUGCUGAAAGCUAUGGGCCGGAGUCUGCAUGCCUGGAGCAGAGAUCUGCCUUUGUAAUGGAGCAAUGCAUGAAAAGGAUGAGUUAUCCAGAUUGGGGAAGCGGCUGUUACCAGGUCAGUUGCACUGAGGAUGGCCUCCAAGUCUGGGUUCAUGAUACCCCAUAUCUAUGCACCAAAUCAGGCCAGAUACUCCAUGUCCAUGUCCAGAUGAAUUCCUGGCUCUAUGAGGGGAACCUGGUUUGUCCAUCCUGCACAGCCUUUUGCGAUAUGUGCCCACCUGAGCGAGACCCCCCUCUAGAUAACAGAACCAGAGCCGUUCCUUUGGAUCUCUGCUCUCACUCUCCAAACCUGGUGGUUACCCUGUGGCUCUUGACACUCAAUUUACUCCCAGUGCUGGCCGGUUUCUUCCUCUGUGUCUAUAACUAGCCACGGAGCUGUUGGCGGAACUAGCCACGCAGGAGAUUGGCUCGCUCUGGAUCAGAGCUUCACUCUGUGUCUGUGACACUGGCCGCACCUUACUCUGCCAUCAGAGUGAAUAAAGAUCUGCCCGAUACUGACAGGCUAAGGGAAUAUUUUGCACAGGGACUCUGUUACUUGUUCCCUGCCUAGCAUUGAGUGUCUGGCUGCACAGCACAUACUGUAUCCUGAUUUGAGUAGUGGGUACAUGGCUGCAUGGUACAGAGAUUUGGGCAGAGGGUGCCUAACUGCUUGCUACAUAGCCAGAUUUGGGUUUAUUAGACAAAGUAUUUAUAGAGAGUAAUAUGUCCUUGUCAGUGAUGUGAUCUUGUUUUUCCCUGCAAACUGUGACUUUAUUUGUCUUUUAUUUACCUGUAGUUUUACAUAAAAACUGAGACUGGCUGGAUAGAUCUUGGGUGGUGAGGGCACUAAAUCCCCACCCCAAAAUAGUAAAUAUAUUUAGAUGCGUAUUUCUCCUAUCCCCCAGAUAUCCAUACAUUGCUGCUACCUCCUUGCACUUGGGGGCUGCACGCCCAUACCAUACAACACAGAGUAUAUUUAGAUAUGUAUUUCUAUACGUAUAUUAUAUAUACUUUUUAAACCAUUUCACUGAAGGCUGGGACAGAUCCCUCUUCUCCUCUCUCUUUCUUAUUGUAGGGUAUAUUGCUUUUAUCUUGCUGAAUAGGAGGAUAGUAUAUUCAUAGAGGAUACUAAUCUUCUGCGGUCACAGUAGGAACUUAGUGCAAUAUUAUCCCUGAUUAAUCUCUGCUUUGGCCUAAAUAUGUACGAGCCUUUGGGGAAUGUUUCCCCAACAUGGAAUUGGGGUGCCUGGUUCCUUAAACCAGAGUGCAGUGUUUGCCCUUUAAUUUAUUUAAGUAGGCCCCUUUAUUUAGUGAGUGCUGUAGUGUUUGUAAAGUAUGCUCUACGUUACUAUAUGUGAUGUGAGUGGAGAGACAAUGUCACACACAUGUUGGGAUUGCACAGGGUACCCAAUAUGGCUGACUGUGUUACCUUUAAUAAGUAAUAUUCCAAAGAAGGGCGAGUUCUCGACAUGCAUUGUCUGUGAGUGACAGGGGGGACACUUGCUUUUUGUCAUGAGCCAAAAUAGUGUUAAACAUCCUCCCUUUCUCUUUAUGUUCCCAUUUUGUAAUUGUGUAAUAUAAAUAUUAGGGAGGCAGCAUUUGUUAUCUCUCCAUUGUGUUACAGUCCCCUUACAAUCAAGCAGCAGGGUUAGAUAUGAAAUAUGUGAUGCCCAGUCUGCACAUGUGUAUUUGUUUACACAUGCAUUUCUGCUCCGAGUGCACUGACGUGGGGAUUAGUAUUGUGAGACACUGAAUUCACUGUUUCAGGUUCCUGACCUUUCCUCUAGUGUAACGGGCAUCUCCCCAUCAGAUAAUAAAGGCUGAAUAGUUUAUGUGGGUGCAGUCUGUACAUUUGGUACCAGGGGGGCAGGGAUUCAGGGACAUGUCCUCUGCAAAUAUUGACUCCAUUACCUAGAAAAGGAUUCUGGGUAAUGACGCUUGCACUGCAAAGGAUUCUGGCAAUAAUUCCAUUGCUUGGCUAAGUAUUCUGGACAAUUCUUCCAUAACACAGCAAUGAAUUCUGGACCGAGGAUCCCCAGAGCUGCGCACUCUUACUGCAUAGGGGUCAACGUUUCCUUCAUCCUAUCAUGGUAUAGUCCAUGUGGUGCUGCCAUAUUGUUUGUGAGAAAUGGAGAGUGUUUAGCCCAUUGUCUCCUUUGGAAUGCCAGUAUGCUGGGUGCUGUUUCCUUUUUGCUUAUUGUGGAUGUUUAGGGGCGUUACAGCUAGGUGGGGUGGGAUUAUUACUGCAGAACACAGGACUGCAAAGUAUCUGUUGCUACCUCAGGGUUCAUUGCCUCAAACAGUUGUGGUACCAGUACAUAGAUGUAUAGAUGUAUAUGCUCCGUAUAUGCCCAGUGUGCCAAGUUAUAUGUUUUCCUUUAAGCGCAUGCUCUGUCCACUUAGCCCUAUCUGCUUUCUGCCUAUGCAGAAAGAAUUAGAAGGUUUAGGGCACGUGCAGAGCAGACCAAAUAUUUUAGUUAAAGGGGAGCUAAAGUCAUGUUUUUUAAAGCAUAUAUAGGUUUCCAUCACUAAAUAAAACAAUUUUGUAAUGUAUGUCUGUUGAAACUGUUGUACCUGUUUUGAGUUACAUGCAAUUUUUUUCUGCAGCUUUCUCUUCUCAGUCUUGUUUGCGAUCUCCUUUGAAGUUCAGGGAACGCUGGCCAUAUUACUGCCUGAUGCUCUGAGGUCACAGUCAUUACUCAACAUAUAUAUAUAUAUAUGUGUAAAGGUUAAACCACCCUUGAGCUUCAUCUAGCAGUUAAGCAUCAGAGGGGCAGCCCAUCAAUCACUGGCAAGCAGGAUGGCCAGCAGCUGCUGAACUUUGAAGGCUAUUGAGAAGAGAAAGUCGCCACAGAAACAAUCACGUGUAUCUUGAAGCAUGUACAAUAUUUUUUAUAGACAUACAUAUAAAAUUGUUUUAUUCAUGGAAAUGGACCUAUAUACAGUAUGCAUUUUAAAAAUUGAAUUAAGAUCCCCUUUAAAAAAAAAAUAGAAAAAUAUUUUCUGGUUUUUUUUAACAUUAAUUUUUAGUGUGAUCUGAGUGUGGUUUCCAAUGUGCCCUAAUCCUUCUAUUUCUUUCUGCACAAAUUGUCCGCUCCCCUGAGCUCUGGGGCUGCAGCACCUGGGCCACCGUUCUACAUUGGUUAGUUUUCCAUAAGAAGUAGAUGUAUUUAUGGUUAUAUUUGUAUUUGGGAUGGUUGCAUUCUGCCUAUGCCAGCUACAUUCAGGUCUUACAUGACUGUGCCAAGACCGAAAUAAUGUGACAUUAAAGCUAUGGGGGCAAAUGUAUGUGGAUUUUUUUUUUUUACAUAUGGCGCAAUGUUUUUUAUUUUUGUGUUUCAAAUGUGAAUAUGCAAAUAAGGGUUUGGGUUCAAUUCUGUAUUCGGCCAAAUUGCUUGUGGACAAUUAGAUGGCGGCUUCAGCGAGGUUUGUAACCAGUGUUGCCACCAGUUUGGUAACUACAGUAGCCUCUUUGGCUACUUGAAGGGCCAGUAUCGUACCCAGCAUUGCCAGUGCAAACAUUUCUGAGCCACUUCUCAUUAGGUUGUAUAAUAUAUUGUGUGUCAUUGACCUAUGUUUUGUCAUGACCAAAUGCCAUUCUAAGGGCAUUUGAUAUUUAGUUUUUAUCUUUCGUGUGAGGCUAAAACUAAGAAUUAAGAACCACUUCUUGCGUUUAUGUUUGAGUGUGUAAUGAGACUGUACUAUGCUGUAGAACUGCGAUAUGACUCUGAUCUUACCUGGCACUUACCAUUCUGGGUCCUGCUUGCCAGGUGACACCCAUGCAAACUAGUAACCUGAUCACUGGGUGCCACCCAGGGCCACUGCCUUACCACCAGGGGAGAGGACAGACAGUGACCCAGAAGGUAACCCAGCUGGGAGAAGGGGAUUACAUUUAAAUUGUGAGAUAGGUACAGUACAUUCAUGAUGUUAGCCAUCCACUUAGAUUGUAAGCUUGGUGGGGCAGUGAGCACCUUCCUCCUAUGUAGCACUGAAUAUGUGUAAUUGUGUAUAUUUAUUUAUUUGUCGUGUUUGUCCCCCUGUCUGUAGUUAUAAUGUAAUUUUGUACAGCGCUAUGUAUGCAAGUGGCGCCAACAAUAACGAUAUAAAGAUAUACCAACAUACUAAAUGCGCAGAACCCGAUCCCUGUCUGGAUCAUUAACCUGCCCCCCCCCCCCAAGCCAUUUUAUGUGCAGCUUAUUUAUACGUGCGACUGCAUGGGGGCAGAGCUUCAUGUUUACAUUGAUCAACCCCUUCCCUGCCAUAAGUAGUAGAGGAAGGGGCUUGAGAUUUUAUCUGUAUAUUGUGGAAUAUCAGGAAACAGAUUUUUCCAGAGGUGACUGACCAUGUGCAAUAAAGUAUCAUUGGAUAAAA
Molecule: messenger RNA, 6050 nt
Organism: Xenopus laevis (African clawed frog)
Lineage: Eukaryota; Metazoa; Chordata; Amphibia; Anura; Pipidae
Gene: lmln.L
Product: leishmanolysin-like (metallopeptidase M8 family) L homeolog
Exons: 17
Coding region: 64-2067 (667 amino acids)
Source: RefSeq, a predicted model, not a curated record